AUGAGUGGUAAACCGACUUUUUAUUCUGAAAACAUAACAAAACAACUACUCAGUAGAGUGUUUGCAAAAAUGAAAAAUGGUGAUGUGGUUGGUUUAAGGACAAAACUACCAACGAAGAAACAACUGUCCUUGGAUAACACUCUGAUGAUAGUACAAAAUAAACUACCCAAAGAGACCGUUUCAGUGAUAUUUCAAAGUUACAAUCCAUAUUUGACUAAAGACGAUUUUUUAAAACCUCUAAAAACAUAUGCAUUUAACCAAGAAGGCUUAAAAACAAAUAAUAACCAUGAUAACCAACAUAUUUUAGACAUUUUUAAAAUUAGAAAUCCAAGAUAUUUCCAUUUCACCAAUCAAUAUGUUGUCCUAUUUAAAAAUAUUGAAUAUUGUAAAAAAUAUUUCAAGGAUAUUUCAAUUGCCCCCUCAAUAGAUGGUUCAUUUUUAAAAAAGAAUGCCUCAAACAUCAACAAUAAUAAGAACAAUAAUAGAACUGUCCCACAAAUCGAUGAUUUGUCUGGUUUCCUAACAACAUACAACAAAUAUGUAGAAACUUUAUCUGCCGCUUAUGAAUCACCAGAUGUCUUUUAUGAGAAAAUACGCCAGUUAGGCUCGAAGGAGAAACAACGACAAGUAACUAUAAAAACAAGCUUGGUUAGUAGUGGUAAUGGUAAUAGUACCCUUAACUCAGGUAUUACCAAUAAUGACAACGCUGUGACAUUGCCAGAUUUUAAAGCUUUAAAAGAAAUCGAAAGCAAAUGUUGUUUAAUGAAAUCAAAACUUCCUUCGAAAUUAAUUAAUGUACCAAACUUACCCACAAUUUUUUGGCAAUAUGAUUUAAAACAUGCCUUUCCUAUAAAGGAUGUCUCAUUGAAGAAUAUUCGUCUCAAAAAUGGUGGUGACUCUGAGCACAGUCCUUUCCUCAAUGAUGAGGAAAACAUCUUUUUUAUAGCUUUCAACAACCCAGAAGAUGUAACGAGAUUUCAAAGUAAUUGUCAUGGCAUGAAAUUCGGCAAACACAAGUUAUUGGUUGAAAAUUUAAAUUUCUAA
Molecule: messenger RNA, 1044 nt
Organism: Saccharomycodes ludwigii
Lineage: Eukaryota; Fungi; Ascomycota; Saccharomycetes; Saccharomycodales; Saccharomycodaceae
Gene: PET54
Product: Pet54p
Exons: 1
Coding region: 1-1044 (347 amino acids)
Source: RefSeq, a predicted model, not a curated record